GCCGGCGGUGGGAAAGAUGGCGGCGGCUGUGAGACCCUCCUGGUGGCGGCGGUGGCGGCUGCGCGCGUGGGCUCGGGACGGGGCCAGGCUAUUGCUCCUUCUCCUUUUGUUGGGGUCUGUGCAGGGGCCGUGGCACGUCAGGGCGGGCCAAGCGGUGGAGUACUUGAAACGGGAGCACUCGCUGUCGAAGCCCUACCAGGGUGUGGGAACAAGCAGUUCUUCGCUGUGGAACCUGAUGGGCAAUGCCAUGGUGAUGACCCAGUAUAUCCGCCUCACUCCAGAUAUGCAAAGUAAACAGGGUGCCUUGUGGAAUCGGGUGCCAUGUUUCCUGAAAGACUGGGAACUGCAGGUGCACUUCAAGAUCCACGGACAAGGGAAGAAGAAUCUGCACGGAGAUGGCUUGGCAAUCUGGUACACAAAGGAUCGAAUGCAGCCAGGGCCUGUGUUUGGAAACAUGGACAAAUUUGUGGGGCUGGGAGUGUUUGUAGACACCUAUCCCAAUGAGGAGAAGCAGCAAGAGCGGGUAUUCCCCUACAUCUCCGCCAUGGUGAACAAUGGCUCCCUCAGCUAUGAUCAUGAGCGGGAUGGGCGGCCCACAGAGCUUGGGGGCUGCACAGCCAUUGUCCGCAAUCUUCGUUAUGACACCUUCCUCGUGAUUCGCUAUGUCAAGAGACACCUGACGAUAAUGAUGGACAUUGAUGGCAAACAUGAGUGGAGGGACUGCAUUGAGAUGCCUGGGGUCCGGCUCCCCCGGGGCUAUUACUUCGGCACUUCCUCCAUCACCGGGGAUCUCUCUGAUAAUCAUGAUGUCAUUUCCCUCAAGUUGUUUGAGCUGACGGGGGUGAGGACCCCAGAAGAAGAAAAGCUACAUCGAGAUGUAUUCCUGCCCUCAGUGGACAAUCUGAAGCUGCCUGAGAUGACGGUACCACCAGCACCCCUGAGUGGCCUGGCCCUCUUUCUUAUCGUCUUUUUCUCGCUGGUGUUUUCUGUGUUUGCCAUUGUCAUUGGUAUCAUACUCUACAACAAAUGGCAGGACCAGAGUCGAAAACGCUUCUACUGAGCCUGCUGCCAUCAGCCCCUCUAUGAUGUUCACCCAUGAGGUGUGGGUCUGAGCAUACAGCCUGGCAAGUCUGCUUGAGUCGCCAGUUGUUCAGGGACUGUGUUCCAUCACUGGGGCUUUGAAUGCACUGACCCUGCAUUCUCAUGGUCAUCCAUGGGAUCAUCUCACUGGCCCCAGAUGCCACUCACAGGCCCGAGCAGCUGUGAUGUGCCUUCCCUGCAGUCCUUAAACUUAGGAGUGAAGAGACAUGGAAAAAAAAAUAUAUUGUGAUGCUUAAAUUACAAAAAUCGGAUAGCUACCCUAAGGAUAGACUGGAUGCAGCAGGCCUUCUACUUCUUUUAAAUUUCCAAAUAGAAAACCAGAACUCAUAUAACCUGGAAACCCACUUACUAGUUUUUGCUUCUGCCCAUGGCUCUUUCUACUUGAGCUUCUUGGCAAUCGGGAUGGAGACGUCUGCCACACUUGCACCUGCCUCUCUGUGUCCCUUCACUUGUCCUCCGUGUGGCCAUCCUGAGCUAGGAAAGAAGUCUGCUGCUCCCGUUAGGUGGCCCUAGGACUUUCUGCAUUAGCUCCUUGCUUCAGCCUCUGGUCUGCGCUGGGUGGAUCUUGCUCCAUUCCUGUCUGUCCCUGCAUCUUCAGCUUUCCUAAUUGGAGCUCUCCAGGCCUUUGGAUCAUUUGGCUAGAAGUUGUUACAAAUGAAGUGAAGCUUAGACACCGUCACAGUCACAGAUGCCGUGAGAUUAGCUGUGACAUCAUCCAGGCCCAGGUGUGCCACAGAAAGCUGCAUUCGUCUCCUCUGACCACACGGAGGUGUUUCUGGACCCACUGGAGCCUGCUUAGCUGCAUGUUUUGUUUCUCAUGAUUCUUAGGAUCCUGCUUGGAGGAUUUGAAGUGGAAAGCAGCUUCUUAUUCCCUGGACUUAGAUAUGACCCCAAGAGGAGAUUUGACUUCUUAAUGAGGAGCAACAGUUGCUGAUUUCAUGUAACAAAUCUCUGAGAGCAAAAGACCUUCGAUCUCUGUCUGGCAAAGUCCUGAUCACUGAGCAGCACAGCUUGAGUGUGGUCCUAUGUGUGUGUCACCCCGAUUACACUGCCUUAUUCUACAAAUGUUACAUGCUGCUCACCCAUCUGCCCUGUGAUUAAAUUGGUUACAGGCUAGUCUCCUUGGAGGGCCUGAAACUGAGUUUUCUGGGUCUUUGAAGCCCAAGGAAAAUUCUUAAAGUGACUGAUGGAACCAAUCAUGA
Molecule: messenger RNA, 2303 nt
Organism: Alexandromys fortis (reed vole)
Lineage: Eukaryota; Metazoa; Chordata; Mammalia; Rodentia; Cricetidae
Gene: Lman2l
Product: lectin, mannose binding 2 like
Exons: 8
Coding region: 17-1060 (347 amino acids)
Biological process (GO): endoplasmic reticulum to Golgi vesicle-mediated transport
Cellular component (GO): endoplasmic reticulum-Golgi intermediate compartment; Golgi membrane; endoplasmic reticulum membrane
Molecular function (GO): D-mannose binding
Source: RefSeq, a predicted model, not a curated record